AUGGAUCCUUUGCCAAAUAUUCAGAAGCCAAAUGCUCAAGCCUACUACAGGCGGUUUUCGUUGGAAAUGAAAGUGGAGGUUGAGUGGAAGCUGGCACAAGCGAAAGUGCGAAACAUGCGCGGCAGCUACAAUAAAGCCAAAGGUUGGGAAGGAUCAACCGGCGCCGGCAGCAUGGAUGGCGAGACUAUUCGAAGUAGGCUUGACAUUUUUGGCAAUAGGCUCGUUGAAGCGGCUGUCAUUGAAGACAGUUUGGACUCCGUAUGUGAAGAUAUUUUCAAUUCAACAGAGCUCGUGUUCGAAGAAACCACAAUGUCGCCAACAAAUGUAAUUGUUGAAACCGAAAACACAGCUUCCACAAGCCGUAAGGGGAUUUAUUCUCGAACUGCACUUACAGAUAUAAUGGAAAUGCAAGCAGACAUGUUAAAUGUGAGGAAGCAGAAAGCUGACCAAGACUUUAGGUUGAGAGAAGAAGAGUUAAGUUUAAAAAAAAUGAAUUAUUUAGCAUUGAAGGAAAGAGAAAUGGAAUUAAGAGAAAAGGAGAUGAAGAGUAAUGAAAGGCUAAAAAUUAUGGAGCUAGAAAUGAAGGAGAGACUGGCAAUGGAGGAGCUUAACCGAAAAUAUAAAUAAGAAAGAACUACUCACCUACAUACAUACAUACAUAUGUGUACACAUAUCAUCCCUACCAUGUUGAAUUAUCGAAUGUGAAAAGCGUUUUUUUAUAAUCGUUAUUUUGGUUUAGAGCGUUUAGUUGAAAAUUCAUCGAAGUAUCUCAGAUUUUGCCAUUGUUAUAGAUUCGACAAUGUUUCAACUUAAUCCUUUUUUUAAACGAGCGCAAAGUUUAGCGAUGACAUGUAGUAUGUAUGCGUGUAUGUACAUAUGUAUAUGUACAUCAAAAGUAUUUUAGUGCUUACGUACAGUGAAUAUUUCUUUAUUAAUUUGUUUGCUGUCUUCUGGGACAUACAGCGUUCUUUAUUUCAUUUCAUUAUUUUUUAUAAAACAAAAGUACAAAUUACAAAUAUAAAUAGAUAUGUAUGUAUGUAUACGUAUAAAUACAUAUGUACACAUUUUGUACACAACGUUUUUGAAUGGAAGAGGCUUAUAUCUUUUCCAGUUUUCUGAGGUAUAUGUACAUAUGUACAUAUCGAACACGUUCUUCAAAAGUAGAUUAACCCCUCUAUUCUAACAGAGUCACAAAACUUAGCUCAUCAC
Messenger RNA from Rhagoletis zephyria (snowberry fruit fly), 1209 nucleotides. RefSeq lists its product as uncharacterized. NCBI's taxonomy places the organism in Eukaryota, Metazoa, Arthropoda, Insecta, Diptera, Tephritidae. The record is from RefSeq and is a predicted model, not a curated record.